This is a messenger RNA of Cylindrotheca closterium, 2079 nucleotides long. NCBI's taxonomy places the organism in Eukaryota, Bacillariophyta, Bacillariophyceae, Bacillariales, Bacillariaceae. The record is from the annotation of a GenBank genome assembly.
AUGCCAAAGGACGACAGAGAUGAAGAAGGUCUGCGUCGCACUUACGAUGUCGUUGUGUGUGGGACGGGGUUAGUGCAAGCAAUUGUAUCAGCGGCAUUGGCACGUGCUGGGCUUUCCGUUCUCCACUGCGAUGGUUCCGACUAUUAUGGCGAAAUGGAUUCUACUUGGAAUCCAGAAAUAAUUCAGGAGAAAAUCAAAGAAAAGAAAAGCAGUGCCGAAUUAUUGGCUGAAGUAUCAUGCAAAUCCUCUCAUAUCGAUAAGGGUUUCAUAGCGAUGAAUCCAAAGGGUAGUGAAAGCAAUUUGCAGUGGCACUCUGAAAACAAAGUUGACAGCUUUGGUUUAGACGUCGGAAUCCUGGUUGAUACUCCUUUCGGAAAAGGGACUGUCGUUGAGUUGCCAAAAAGUUUCGAUGAGUCGAUUGUUGUUGCCUUAGAAAAAUGGGUUCUUGCCAAUGGCAAAAGAUCGUUGGUGUACUUCCGCAUACCACAUGAAUAUCGCCACAACUCCUUCUCUUCUCAAGUGCUUGAAGAGUUGCUCUUCCAGACGCAAGGAGUACAAUCACUUCGUACAGCAAAAGCAAAACGAAUAUUGAAUGACCAUCGCAUUUCUCUUGAUGCUACACCAGCGUUUGUUCUCGCUUCAGGAAGAGCAGUUUCAGGUAUGCUAGCUAGUAAUGUUGCUGACUACUUGGAAUUCAGAAGUGCAGAAGGGUUGUUUUGGCUGGAAGGAGGAGACCUCUCGAAAGUACCUUGCUCCAAGAACGAUGUGUUUGGGACCAAACUGCUCGCUCCGAUGGAUAAACGACGGCUUAUGAAGUUCAUACAGCUCGCAAUGGACUACGCAACACAGACAUCAUCCGACGAAGAGCGACAGCAGCAAGUUUCUUUGGAAACAGCUAAUGCAAUGGAGAAUUCACCUGAUGCACCAACGAGUACUUUGGAAACCGUAGAAUCAGAAGUGCAGUCGUUGAAUGAGCGUCACCUGAAUCAUGGAAGGUCUCUAGCCCGCCCGCAAAACAAAGUUGUGUCAACUGAAGCCUUGUCUAUUUUGAAGCAGUGCAUGGAUGAUGGGAUGGCUUUCGACACAUUCUUGGAGAAGGUACACAAGCUGUCGCCAAAGCUGCAAGCUAUAGUUCGAUACGCUAUUGCCUGGGAACGAGAAGUUUCGAGCGUUUCGCUGGCCGAAGGGAUGGAAAAUCUAAAACUUCACCUCCAAGCAGUAGGGCGAUUUGGGAACACUGCGUUUAUCUUCCCUCUAUAUGGGAGCGGGGAGCUGCCGCAGGCAUUUUGUAGAUCAGCUGCAGUGUUCGGUGCAACAUUUUUGUUACGGAGAGCCGCUGUCGGCAUCAAGGUUUCAGAUGGGAAUGGUGUAACUGGUGCUUUGAUUUCUGAAGACAAUUCUUCGGAGUGCAAGAUGAUUGAGUGCAAAACAAUAAUCGCAUCUGAGGCCUCUUUCUCACUUGAAAGAACGACAAGGUCGUGCAAGAGGAUACUACGACGGAUUAGUGUGCUGAGUGGCAGAGUGAUCCGAUCUGAUGAUACGGAUUGUCACAUCACUACUAUUCCUCCGAAGACUGUUGGUAAUUCGCACACAAUUCAUUGCGUAACCCUAGAUCAUACGCUGCAAGUUGUCCAUCAUGGGUGCACUGUUAUGCAUCUGACAACAACCGUGGAAUGUGACAAAGGUCAGGAAACAGAUGAUGAGAUUCUUUCAGAGGCGAGCCGAAUGAUAAUUGAAGCAAGCGGAAGCCAGCUCGACGAAGUCUACCAAGUCUGUUUCAGUCACUGCUUCGAGCCGACUGGAUUUUUUUCUGUCUCCGAUGUCCCAGAAGGUCUGCAUCUUUGCCAUCACAGCGGACAGGCUUUGACUGUUGACAAUGCUUUCGCUCAAGCAGAAAGCAUCUUUUCCAAAAUUUGUCCUGGCAAAGAUUUCUUGAAACUGUCAGAAGACUUUGAUGUUCAAAUAAAAGAGAGGGCCACAGAAAAUAAUAUCAAUGACGACGAAAAAAAUAUGCUUGAGAGCGCUUUGGAUAUCGUGAGGAAAACCAAAGAAAACAAAAACGAACAAACACGUGGAUAG